This is a messenger RNA of Schistocerca piceifrons (Central American locust), 712 nucleotides long. It is a transcript of the gene ND-B12, whose product is annotated as NADH dehydrogenase [ubiquinone] 1 beta subcomplex subunit 3. The record is from RefSeq and is a predicted model, not a curated record. Gene Ontology annotation, biological process: mitochondrial respiratory chain complex I assembly; electron transport chain. The transcript has 3 exons. Bases 134 to 460 code for a protein of 108 amino acids. NCBI's taxonomy places the organism in Eukaryota, Metazoa, Arthropoda, Insecta, Orthoptera, Acrididae. Gene Ontology annotation, cellular component: mitochondrion.
UAUCUCUACUGCCACACACAUCGACCUAUAUAAACAUAAACCCUUGUGCGCACACAGCUCAUACCAAAGAUAGUAACACUAAGCUACUGCAGGUAGUAUCGUUGCACGGGUUCUAGCAGAAAUAACAGUAGCAAUGGGUGGAGAUCAUGGACAUGGACACGGACAUGGAAAACCAUAUGAAGUACCGGAUUGGCGAAUAUACAAAGUAGAAGAUUGUCCUCAGUUGUUAGCUGUCCAGAAGGCUCUGGCGCAGAAGGGACUUAAGGAUCCAUGGCUCAGGAACGAAGUGUGGCGAUUCCUCCCACAAAAUUACGGCACAGAAGGACAGAGGCUCAGAACACUUUUAUUCAGGGGAUUUAAAUACGGUUUUGCAGCUUUCUUAGUAACAAUUGCAGUUGAGAAAGCUUGGGAGAAGAUGCAUCCUGGAAGUGGACAUGGGCAUGGCCAUGAUCAUCAUUAAGAAGUAUUUUGUGAAGUCUGCAGAUACAUGAUGAACAUUAGUGUACAUAAGUAGCUUUGUAGUACUGUUAUAAAAACCCUACUACUGUGUUUCAAACAGGAUCUCAGUUGUUUCAUACUAAUUUUGUAUGUGUAACAAGCAAAGCCCUGGCUGAGAUCUACCAUCGUGUGGUAGUGUUGGUACAAUAAUAGUUACAAGUGACUAAAAGAUACACUUGAAAACAAAAUAAAUACUGUCUUGUAAUUGUGGUAA